GUUCACGUGACUGACCGUCGCCCAGGUUGUGUCGAAAGCAUCCUGGCGUUAGCAGUUUCCUUACCGUUGACAAAACAAAUACAUAUAGUUAUAUAUAUGUAUAAAGUGAGGUGUAAAUAUUUUCAUCAUGGACGAGUCAUUCUUUGGUUCUAGUGGAGACAAAGACGGCAGGGGACCACCAAAACGGGUUGUAGCCAACGGUCUGGUAGCUGGUGUCUGAAGACUCCAGUUAACGUAGCUAGCGUUCAAACUUUGACGGGCAAACCGCUGCUAGCUGCUAGCUAGCUGCUAACGCUACUUUUCCUAUUCACUAUUACUAUACCAGCUAGCUUGGUAACAUGUCUUGUUAUGGUAGCUAUUAUGCGAACCACCUAGCGUUGUAGCAGUUAACAGACCACCGAAUAACGCAGCGUUUUGAUAAGUUGUUUAUGUAAAAGUAGGGUCGACGUUAUUACCAAGUAAUGUCAGCUAACCAGUGAACAGUUAUUCAUGUUAAGGAGCUAAUGCUAACAUUAGCCACUUGAAUUGUUAGUUACACUUAAACUGCAACUAACAAACGGUAACACGGAGUGAAGGCAGUAGUGAUUGUCUUUGACACAGAUGUGACACAGUAAUGUUAUAGUAAAAUACAAUCAAUAGGAGCUUCUAAGCAGCAUAAAUCGCAACAGUUGAACGGUUGUGUUUUCUGACCAAUAACAUACAGAUCAACGAUGCGAAACAGCCUGAGGAUUAACGUUUGGGCAGCAGCAUUGUCCACAUCUGUCCGGUCAUUUUGGUAAUCCGUGGGUUCUUCACAAUGCAGCUACAAUAGUUUUUUUUUAAUUUAUUUAAUUGCUCAGUGUGCAGUAACGCCGUCUAUACAGUAAACAUUUGGCAACCCAGUGCGUGUAUAGGGCAGGUCUACUUUUCUUGAAGUUAUGUCUGGAGACACAUCUGAUAGUAGUGAUGACUCCGAUGGAAAAACAAAUGAAAAGGCCUGUACUGUCAAGCAUCAAAUCACCAAUGCUAACCUCACAGGUCACACUGAAAGGGUUGGCAUGGAGAAUUUUGAGCUGCUUAAAGUCUUGGGCACUGGAGCAUAUGGAAAGGUGUUUCUGGUCAGGAAGAACAGCGGUCACGAUGCUGGCCAGCUAUAUGCUAUGAAGGUAUUAAAGAAAGCAGCUAUUGUUCAGAAGGCAAAGACAACAGAACAUACUCGCACUGAGAGGCAGGUGCUGGAGCACAUCCGCCAGUCUCCCUUCCUGGUCACACUUCACUAUGCCUUUCAGACUCAGAGCAAGCUGCAUCUCAUCCUGGACUACGUGAGUGGCGGGGAGAUGUUCACUCAUUUGUACCAACGGGAUCACUUUCCAGAGGAGGCAGUGCGGAUUUAUAUUGGGGAAAUAAUACUGGCUCUGGAGCACCUGCACAAGCUUGGGAUUGUGUACCGCGACAUCAAGUUGGAAAACAUUCUACUAGACAACGAAGGGCACGUGGUAUUGACAGAUUUUGGGCUCAGCAAAGAGUUUUUGGAGAAAGAGAAGGAGAGGACUUACUCUUUCUGUGGCACCAUUGAGUACAUGGCUCCUGAAAUCAUCAGAGGGAAGACGGGACAUGGAAAAUCAGUAGAUUGGUGGAGUCUUGGGAUCCUGAUGUUUGAGCUUCUGACAGGAGCAUCUCCUUUUACAUUGGAGGGAGAAAGGAACUCCCAGAGCGAGGUGUCAAAACGUAUUUUGCGCUGUGAUCCACCCUUCCCCUCUAUGAUCGGACCCACUGCUCAAGACCUGCUGAAGAGGUUGUUGGUGAAAGACCCUCACAAGAGGCUGGGCUCUGGACCACGAGGGUCUGAAGACAUUAAAGCACAUCCUUUCUUCAAGGGGCUAAACUGGGCUGACCUAGCACAAAAGAAAGUAGCAAGCCCGUUCAAGCCAGAGCUGAAGAGUGAACUCGAUGUGGGGAACUUUGCAGAGGAAUUCACUGGGAUGGAUCCUGUCUACUCUCCAGCGAGUACGCCUCCAAGCACAGACCGCCUGUUCCAGGGCUACUCCUUUAUUGCUCCCUCCAUCUUGUUCAAUAAGAACGCUGUCAUGGGAGACUUUGUUGAGGCCCAGAUCGGUGCAGACCGACCAGCUUCUGCUUCUGUCCAACGCAGUGCAAUGUUAGAGGAAUCCCAGUUUUUUCAGCACUAUGAGCUGUGUCUUCACGGACCACCCCUAGGAGAGGGAAGCUUCUCUGUGUGCAGGAAAUGCAGACACAAGCAAACUGGUCAUGAGUAUGCCGUCAAGAUCGUCAGCCGCAGGAUGGAUGCAAACAUUCAGAGGGAGGUUGCUGCCUUGAGGCAAUGUGAAACUCACCCCAACAUCGUCAAGCUGUAUGACGUCUUUACCGAUCAGUUCCAUACAUAUUUAGUGAUGGAGCUUCUCCGAGGCGGGGAGCUGCUGGAAAGGAUCAAAAGGAAGAAAAACUUUGGCGAGGCAGAGGCCAGUCAGCUGUUGCAGAGCCUGGUCUCAGCUGUCAGCUUCAUGCACGAGGCCGGAGUUGUGCACAGAGAUCUCAAACCAGAGAACGUGCUGUUUGCAGAUGAGAGUGAGGACUCCAUCCUCAAAGUGAUAGAUUUUGGAUUUGCCCGCCUGUGCCCUGCGGGCAGUGCCCCUCUGCAGACUCCCUGCUUCACGCUGCAGUACGCUGCACCUGAGCUUUUCGAGAGCGCAGGAUAUGACAAGGCUUGUGACCUCUGGAGUCUCGGGGUCAUUUUGUACACCAUGCUGUCGGGCCAGGUGCCAUUCCAGAGCGAGCAGCGUGGCAUGACCUCCUCAUAUGCUGCAGAGAUCAUUCAGAAGAUAAAAGAGGGUGACUUCUCAUUGGACGGGGAGGCCUGGAGGGGCGUGUCGGAAGAUGCUAAAGAACUGGUUAAAGGCCUACUGACAGUUGAUCCGGAGACACGUCUAAAACUCUCUGAUUUGAAAGAGAACAGCUGGCUGCAGGGUGGCGCCUCCAUGUCAACCACUCCUUUGUGCACUCCAGAUGUGCUCGAGUCCAGUGGGCCUACUGUCCGCACCUAUGUCAAUGCUACCUACAAGGCUUUCAACCGCGGUAAGAGAGAGGGCUUCUUUCUGAAAAGUGUCGACAACGCUCCCCUCGCAAAGCGACGGAAGCUAAAGAUGACAAGCACAGGCGUGGAGACCCGGUGGAGCUCGUCCUCUUCCUCCUCCUCCUCUUCCACCUCCUCCUCUGCCCCUGCAACAGCAUCCAAAACACAGCCAAAGCAAACUGUGAGCCCAAAGCAGAGCAAGCCUAAAUGACAGGAAGGGAACACGGCACGGAAGUGAAGCGGUAUGUGCUUAUACUGGCAGCAUAAUGUCCUCCAGUGGUCAGUACCAAAAAAACAUACUGACAGAUGAGAACACUGGUUUAGGUUAAUUUAAAGUUUUUAAUGCAAAGCCCGGAUUCCAUUUGUUAUAACAGUAAAACACCUUUAUUCCUCAUGCGGUGUUUUUUCUCCGUAAACCAAACAUGUAUAUUUUUGAGAAUGAAUAGAAGAGAAGAUGGGGCCUUGACAAAUAAAUUAUACUUAUUUCAGUAUUAACUUGCCGCAAUUUGGGUGACAUCACACUAAAGUUAAAAAAAGAGUUGCCUGUUAUAUUCACUAUGGAUAAGAAACAGUGCCUGGCUUAUAGGCAAAAAGGGAAAAAGGAGCCAUAAAUGAGCAGAAGCCAUAUAUACAUCAAAAGAAGUAAAUAUUCAGCCGUUUUAAAAGACACAAAUUUGCACAUAGCAAAUGAAGAGUCCUUCCAGUAAAGGCUUAACAAUUGAUUGUAGUAUCUAGUCAGUCUUUGACAGACAUACAGUAUAAUUGGCAAAAACUUAAAAAAUGACAUAGAGGCACUCUGCUCUGUACAGAUCAGACUUUUUACACUUUUUACAUUAAGUUUGAGUAGAAAAAAAGAUGUUUGCACUAUUUGCAGAGAAUGGAAAUGAUCAAAUGGUAAAACAUACACAAAUUUCUGGGAGAACUGAGCACAGGGGUAAAACUCCUUAGAUCGAGAAUGGGAAGAAUAAUGCUGUAGUAGAAAUCUGCUGGUUGCAAUUAACAGUCCAAAGGGCACUGUCUUUACGAAGCUGCACCUUCAGUACACUACCAACUCUACAGACCCCACUGGACACUUUGUGGAGCUUUUGUCUCAUACGGCUCUGAAGAAGUGUUUCCAUUAACAGUCACAUAUUGACCCAAAGUGGCAGCACCUGUAAAAAGACAUGAAGACAAAGAAGCAGCCGUGACUUCUGACGUUUCUUGUCCCCUGCGCUGUAUAUUACUCGCAUCAUUGUGCCGGUCUGAAAAAUGUCUAGCAUGCUAAUCAGUUGUGAUGAUGGACUGUAAGAACCUUUUUUUCUAUAGUUUGGUAUCUCUGGCUCACGUCGAAAGGUUUUAUUAUGCCACCAAACUGCGGCGUGAGCGUUGGCACGUAGAUGGGAACAAAAUCAGUUUUGGCCACUUUCAGCGCGCGUUGCCUUGACUUUGUGAAUUUUCAGAGGGUAUUGCGGUUUUGUCCUCAGACCAGCGUCAUGUGCGACUCCCACAAACACAGUCUGGUUUGACGCAGUCAGUUCUCGUUGGCUGGUCUCAUGUUGUCAUCUGGGCUGGCGUUCGUCUUUUUCCAGAAGUGAUUUUAAAUCAUUGUUCGCCUUGAAAUUGAAAUGAUGUUACAGAAUGAUGACUUUAUUUGGGAGACCAUCCUGUGAAAGUUGUGUAUAUACUUAUCAUGAUUUAAAGCAAAAAAUAAUGUAUGUUAUGAUUUAAUUUUUGAUUUGACAGCUGUUUUAAUGGUAAACCGUCUCCUGGUGUUAUUAUGGUUUCAUCUGACUCUUUUUUACAUGUUGCACAGUCAGUUGAUCAAUUAAACACAUUUCAGCUUUAAAGGUGCUUUCACUGAUAUUUAUUACAUGUAAUUGAUUUUAAUGCUGUGGUAAUGGGAUUAUCAAAAUUUGGCUCUUGUCUUGUACCAGCACAGUGUGUGUGUGUGUGCGCUUGUCGGUGUGUUUGAGAAAGAAAGAGCUUGAGUGUGGCUGGGAGAUUGCUUGUAUUGAUAUUUCUGUACCAGAUGAAGCAUUAUUGCAAGUUACUGUAUUAUUUUCCUGUCGUCAGUUGCCACCAUUGUCUGUUGAAAGGUAACUUGUUCGUGUUUGAACUUUUUUUUCUUAAGGAACUGCUUUUAUUGGUGUUGAUAUUAUUUUGUCGUCGUAAUUGUUUUUUCUUUUUCCCCUUUUUCCGCUCUUUUUUGAGCAUUACUAUUUUACUGAGAUGCACUGUCAACGAUGUCGUAACUGGGAAUUUUAUCUUUUGCGCUGACAUUUUUUUUUGGUCGGUGCAAAAUAAACAUUACUUUUAAAUAGA
This is a messenger RNA of Mugil cephalus (flathead mullet), 5371 nucleotides long. It is a transcript of the gene rps6ka4, whose product is annotated as ribosomal protein S6 kinase, polypeptide 4. Gene Ontology annotation, biological process: regulation of DNA-templated transcription; protein phosphorylation; intracellular signal transduction. Gene Ontology annotation, molecular function: protein serine/threonine kinase activity; ATP binding; magnesium ion binding. The coding region runs from base 918 to 3281 and encodes 787 amino acids. The transcript is spliced from 18 exons. Lineage: Eukaryota; Metazoa; Chordata; Actinopteri; Mugiliformes; Mugilidae. The record is from RefSeq and is a predicted model, not a curated record.